UACGUACCUAAGAAACUGUAUAUCUUAUUUGAGACGUGAAUGACCUCUUAUUCACUCCAUUCAAUGUGAAUUACACAAAUUAUAAAUCAAUCGGUUAUCGACUCUCUCUAUUCGAUUGAUUUUGUGCAAUUCCAGUAGUUACGAUUCAUUAGCUUCCGAACCAUGAACACAUUACGAACUUUGAAGCCACUAGCCUCACGCAUCCAACCUUACACACUCCCUAGAACAGUCCGCCAGUUCUCUGCCAUGACAACUAAGUCUUAUGAGUAUAUACUAGUAUCAGAGCCUAAGCCGGGUGUUGGCCAAGUCACUCUAAAUAGACCUAAGGCCCUCAAUGCCUUAUCUACGCCCCUCAUCAACGAGCUCAAUCAGGCUCUAGGGGAGCUCAACUCGUCGGAUAGUAUCUCAGCUAUCAUUCUGACAGGGUCUGAAAAGGCCUUCGCCGCCGGCGCGGAUAUUAAGGAGAUGGCACCUCUUACCUUCUCCGAGGCGUACACCAAGAGUUUCAUCGAGUCAUGGUCCCAGCUCACCACGCAAGUAAAGAAGCCCAUAAUUGCAGCCGUGUCCGGGCACGCCCUCGGCGGCGGUUGCGAGCUCGCUAUGAUGUGCGACAUCAUAUACUGCACCGCGUCGGCCAACUUCGGCCAGCCUGAGAUCAAGCUAGGUACCAUACCGGGCGCCGGCGGGAGCCAACGACUGACGCGAGCCAUCGGCAAGUCGCGCGCCAUGGAGGCAAUCCUAACAGGCAAACCGAUUUCGGGAACCGACGCGGCACAGUGGGGACUCGCUGCUAAGUCUUUCCCCACCUACGAAGCGCUGAUGGAGGGCGCGCUGAAGACGGCCGAGACUAUCGCGAGCUACUCCAGGGUAGCAGUUAUCGCUGCUAAGGAGGUAGUGAACAAGAGCCAGGACCUACCGCUGCGGGACGGCGUUGAGUACGAGCGGCGCGUGUUCCACUCGCUCUUUGGCAGCCAGGACCAGAAGAUUGGCAUGAAGGCUUUUGCGGAGAAGACGAAGCCGGAAUGGAAACAUGAGUAGUGUAUAUAAUAUUUACGACACGGUGUGACGGCAUGGGGAAAAUGUAUGAAACAUUUAAUUAUAUCCGUCCCGUCUCGGUUUUAGGAGAUGUAAUUUAUCCACGAUACCUGAUAUGACUGCUUGCUCAUCAGAACCAGAACCCAAGAUUCUAAAUCAUAUAAAUACUUCGUAUUGCGGCUUCGAAAUAAACUCGUUUUCUCCCCCCAUGAUUAAGAAUAAUGUUGAUAUAAUCAAUAGUACACAUAUCUUAAUAUACAGGAUAUACGUGAAUGUUCGUAUUAAUAUAUUGUAUACAAUGUACUUAUGUGGGUAGACAUGUCUAUGCGGGCCGAAACCAUCUACGGGACAGCCACGGCUACGCUCAGAUGGCGGGGUCGAUACAUGGGUUUA
Daldinia decipiens is the source of this 1428-nucleotide messenger RNA. RefSeq names its product ClpP/crotonase. The coding region runs from base 163 to 1038 and encodes 291 amino acids. Gene Ontology annotation, cellular component: mitochondrion. The transcript is spliced from 2 exons. The record is from RefSeq and is a predicted model, not a curated record. Gene Ontology annotation, molecular function: enoyl-CoA hydratase activity. Gene Ontology annotation, biological process: fatty acid beta-oxidation. Lineage: Eukaryota; Fungi; Ascomycota; Sordariomycetes; Xylariales; Hypoxylaceae.